GUGUGUGUGUGUGUGUGUGUGUGUGUGUGUGCGCGCGUGCGUGUUGUUUCCAGAGGUGUGAACACGCAGGAGCUGGACACUCCAGCUAUCGAGAAACGAUUUGCCUACACCUUCCUCCAGCAGCUCAUCACAUACGUAGACCAGGCACACCAACACAUGAUGGAGUUUGAUCUGGGAACAAGACCGAAGGGGGAGAAGAUUCCUCAUGAACAACAGAUUAAGUUCUUUGGAAAGGUCGUCUUGCCAUUGGUAGAUCAGUACUUUAAAAACCACCGGCUGUACUUCCUGUCCACAGCCAUUCAUCCAAUCAGCAGCGGAGGCCAUGCCUCCAACAAGGAGAAGGAGAUGGUGACCAGUCUUUUCUGCAAACUGGGAGUUCUUGUCAGACAUAGGAUAUCCUUAUUUGGUAACAAUGCCACAUCCAUAGUCAACUGUCUGCAGAUAUUGGGACAAAGCCUGGAUGCCAGGACGGUGAUGAAGACUGGUCUGGAGUCAGUGAAGGCAGCACUGCGGUUGUUCUUUGACAGUGCAGCAGAAGAUCUGGAGAAGACGCAGGAGAACCUGAAGCUCGGCCAGUUCACCCACAGCAGAGAGCAGCCGCGAGGGGUCACCCAGAUCAUCAACUACACCACCUUCGCCCUGCUGCCCAUCCUCUCCUCCCUGUUUGAACACAUCGGACAGAACUUGUUCGGAGAAGACCUCAUAUUGGAUGAUGUCCAGGUUUCCUGCUACAGAAUCCUCAACAGCCUCUUCUUUCUGGGAACCAACAAAAGCAUCUAUGUAGAGAGACAGCGUCCAGCAUUAGGAAAGUGUUUAGCUGCCUUCUCAGCAGCCUUUCCUGUUGCCUUCCUUGAGCCUCACAUCAACAAGUUCAACAGCUUCUCCAUCUACAACAGCAAAGAAGCUCAAGACAGAGCAGCUCUAGGUCUUCCAGGGCAGGUGGGGGAGGUUUGUCCUCUGAUCCCAAACUUAGAGAAGUGUCUGGAGGAGAUCAUGGAGUUGGCAGAGUCUGGCAUGAGAUACACUCAGAUGCCCCAUGUCAUGGAGGUGGUGUUGCCGAUGCUGUGCAGCUACAUGUCUCACUGGUGGGAACAUGGACCAGAGAGCAACCAGGACAAGGCCGACAGCUGCUGCACCUCUGUGACUUCUGAGCACAUGAACACUCUGCUGGGAAACAUUCUCAAGAUCAUCUACAACAACCUGGGAAUAGAUGAAGGGGCCUGGAUGAAAAGACUAGCUGUCUUCUCUCAGCCAAUCAUCAGCAAGGCCAAAACCCAGCUGCUCAAGACCCACUUCCUGCCUUUGAUGGAGAAACUCAAAAAAAAGGCAGCAGUUGUGCUGAUGGAUGAGGAACACAGCAAGGCAGAGGGGAGGGGAGAGAUGUCAGAGACGGAGCUUCUCAUCAUGGACCAGUUCACCAUACUGGUCCGAGACCUGUAUGCCUUCUACCCUCUCCUCAUACGAUUUGUUGACUACAACAGGGCCAGAUGGCUGAAAGAGUCCAACCCAGGGGCUGAAGAGCUGUUCCGCAUGGUGGCAGAGGUUUUCAUCUUCUGGGCCAAGUCUCAUAACUUCAAGAGAGAAGAGCAGAACUUUGUGGUCCAGAAUGAAAUCAACAACAUGUCCUUCCUCAUCACUGACACCAAGUGUAAGAUGUCAAAGGGUAUAGUUUCAGACCAGGAGAGGAAGAAGAUGAAGAGGAAGGGAGAUCGAUACACGAUGCAAACGAGUCUUAUCGUUGCUACCCUGAAGCGCCUGCUUCCUGUUGGACUCAACAUCUGUGCCCCCGGAGAACAAGAGCUCAUUGCACUGGCGAAGAACCGCUUCACCCAGAAAGAUACAGAGGGUGAGGUUCGAGAGGUCAUCAGGAACAAUCUCCAUUUACAAGGAAAGCUGGAGGACCCAGCUAUUCGUUGGCAGAUGGCUCUAUACAGAGACCUCCCUAAUCACUACGAGGACACCUCGGACCCAGAGAAGACUGUGGAGAGAGUCCUGGAGAUCGCUCAUGUCCUCUUCCACUUAGACCAGGUUGAACAUCCUCAGCGCAGCAAGAAGGCCGUGUGGCACAAGCUGCUGUCCAAACAGAGGAAGAGAGCAGUGGUUGCUUGCUUCAGGAUGGCACCGCUCUAUAACUUGCCCAGGCACCGGGCUGUCAACUUGUUCCUGCAGGGCUACGAGAAGUCCUGGAUCGAGGCAGAGGAACACUACUUUGAAGAUAAACUCAUAGAGGACCUCGCUAAACCAGGUGACAAAGAGCCAUUGGAGGAAGAGGAGGGGGUGAAACACAUCGAUCCACUUCAUCAGCUCAUUCAACUGUUCAGCAGAACAGCCCUCACAGAGAAGUGUAAACUGGAUGAGGAUAUUCUCUACAUGGCUUAUGCUGACAUCAUGGCUAAGAGUUGCCAUGAUGAAGAAGAUGAGGAUGGAGAGGAAGUAAAGAGUUUUGAGGAGAAGGAGAUGGAGAAGCAGAAGCUGUUGUACCAGCAGGCUCGGCUGCAUGACCGCGGAGCUGCUGAGAUGGUGCUGCAAACCAUCAGUGCUAGCAAAGGUGAGAUGGGUCCCAUGGUGGCCUCUACUCUGAAGCUGGGCAUAGCUAUUCUCAAUGGAGGAAACUCUACUGUACAGCAGAAAAUGUUGGAUUAUCUGAAAGACAAAAAGGACGUGGGCUUUUUUCAGAGUCUGGCUGGUCUGAUGCAGUCAUGCAGUGUUCUGGAUCUAAAUGCAUUUGAGAGGCAGAACAAAGCUGAAGGACUGGGAAUGGUGACAGAGGAGGGAUCAGGUAAGCUUCACUACUCUUUAUAUCUCAAGGUCAUAACAAUAGAAAGAAAGGUUCUUUGAAUAAUCAUUUUUCUGAAUUCAAGAUUGGUGUUUACUGACAAUGGUUUGUUGAUAUAAACAUGCUUUUUCUUCACCAGAUACAGGUCAAAUUCAAAAUUGCCACUUUAAUUGAAAAUUGUACAUUCAAACCUACAUCUAAAAACCAAUGCUUGCUGAAUCCAUUGGUUUAGUAGAUGGAUGCUAAUUCUAAUAUAAAAUGUUUCUUCCUCUUAUUUAAAAUCUUUCCUAAGAGGAAAUGGAAAGCGUGUCUGUGUUUUAUCCUUGUCAAAUCAUUUUUCUUUAUCCUCUCAUCACUUUGGUUGAGCAAUUUGUUGAAUUUCAUGAAGUGGUAAUGCAGUACUAUCUGUUUUUUAUAUGCAUUAUUAAGUGGGAUUUCCUAGUGUACAUGCGUACGUGCUUAUGAUUUGACUGUUACAUCUAAUGUGUGUAUGCAUUUGUUACAAUCAUCCUUUGGAUUGCAUACUGAUACUUCAGAUCUCCUUUGUUUUACUAUUGUGUUGCACUAGAUUUUGAAAUACAGUCAUAACUACCGAAUAAUAUUCUCCAUGUAGCAAAGUAGGAAUAGUGUGUCCUACCAUAAAACCUCUCAGGGAGGAGCUCACAAUCAAUGUUUGGGAGCACAGACUUUGCAUUAUGGCGUUUGACUUUCCUUCACAGAGAGUUGGUUUCUUCAAACCAUGGAAGGAUCUUUUCCAAACCUGAACCAUGACCGCCUGUUUUUCUAACUGUUAACGUUCAAUCUCUGAACCCAUUGGCUAUUAGCCUCUGCGGGCAGCUGCCAAUAUUUCUGGGAUUUAUUAUUCCUUGCAGUGGUCAACUUUUUGCAGUCCGAUUAGCAACUUUAGACCCAACACUGUAGUUUGAGUUGAGAGACAACGAGGAUCAUUUCACAAGUAGCCAGUUUACAAGCUAAUUUAAGCAAACAGAAAAGCUAAAUUUGUUACGGAUGUAGUAAGGACCCAGGAGCAGUACGACAAACACCAGGGAUAGUUUGACUCGAAACUUUAUUUUCUUCGGCACACACACACAACAGGAAGAAUAUCCACAGAAAAACAGCGGCAGGUUCUCAUGGUCGGGGACAGAAGGCUGAGCGAGUUACCAGGGCAGAGGCGAGGUAGUCCGAAACAGGCAGGGUCGGCAACAGGGAAUCAGUCCAUGGGUGAAUGUGGGAAAGUUUAGCAUGAAUGCAGAGAACGAUCUGGCAGUGAGUGUGUGUGAGGCAGGGGUUUAAACAGUGAAGAGGCAGAGUGAGCAGGUGAGAG
Molecule: messenger RNA, 4100 nt
Organism: Anarrhichthys ocellatus (wolf-eel)
Lineage: Eukaryota; Metazoa; Chordata; Actinopteri; Perciformes; Anarhichadidae
Product: ryanodine receptor 2-like
Exons: 26
Coding region: 157-2838 (893 amino acids)
Biological process (GO): release of sequestered calcium ion into cytosol by sarcoplasmic reticulum; striated muscle contraction
Cellular component (GO): Z disc; sarcoplasmic reticulum membrane; sarcolemma
Molecular function (GO): ryanodine-sensitive calcium-release channel activity
Source: RefSeq, a predicted model, not a curated record